Sesamum indicum (sesame) is the source of this 1892-nucleotide messenger RNA. RefSeq names its product protein pleiotropic regulatory locus 1. The record is from RefSeq and is a predicted model, not a curated record. NCBI's taxonomy places the organism in Eukaryota, Viridiplantae, Streptophyta, Magnoliopsida, Lamiales, Pedaliaceae. Gene Ontology annotation, cellular component: catalytic step 2 spliceosome; precatalytic spliceosome; Prp19 complex. Gene Ontology annotation, biological process: mRNA splicing, via spliceosome. Gene Ontology annotation, molecular function: protein binding.
GACCGACAGCGGCAUAUAAACCCCAGCAGCGAUUUUACUACCCAAAUCGUUCGCCCCGCUCCACCCCACGCCGGCAUCCGACGCCGUACCGCCGCCCUCCCCCGUGGUUGGCGUUUCUUUUCAGUAUACAAGUUACUCUGCCGUGUCGUCAGGUACUGCAUACACGCAUAUUUCGAAUGCCAGGCGCAACGAUGGAUUCCGAGCUACCUGUGGAGCCGCAGUCGAUAAAGAAGCUCAGCUUCAAAUCCAUGAAGCGAGCGCUCGAUCUGUUCUCUCCUAUCCACGGUCAAUUUCCCCCUCCCGACCCGGAAAGCAAGAAGAUUCGAGUGAGUCAUAAGCUCAAUACUGAGUAUGGAGGCGUGAAAAGCGUGGCAACAGAAUCUUCUACUCAUACAGCAUCUGCAAAAAGUCAGGCAGAGAAAGCUUCUGCUCCUUCCAAUGUCCUUGCACUUCCAGGCCCUGAACAGCCAAAUGAAAUGCAGAAGGGAGGGCCGCAGAAGGAUUUGGUGAUUAGUUCAACAGCACAGCCUAGGGGCCCUAGCGAAGUUGGUGUUCAAGGCAGGAGUACAGCAGUUAUUCCUGCUCAUGGUUCAUCUGAAAGGAAUCUUUCAACUUCUGCCAUUAUGGAAAGGAUUCCAAGUAGGUGGCCUCGUCCUGUAUGGCAUCCUCCCUGGAAGAAUUACAGGGUCAUUAGUGGCCAUCUGGGUUGGGUGCGGUCCGUUGCUAUUGACCCGAGUAAUUCUUGGUUUUGCACGGGAUCUGCUGAUCGAACAAUCAAGAUAUGGGACUUAGCAAGUGGCCGACUGAAGCUCACACUUACUGGUCACAUCGACCAAAUACGAGGCCUGGCUGUUAGUAGCAAGCACACUUACAUGUUUUCUGCCGGAGAUGACAAACUAGUUAAAUGUUGGGAUCUAGAGCAGAAUAAGGUUAUUCGUUCUUAUCAUGGUCACCUUAGUGGUGUUUAUUCCUUGGCUCUUCAUCCUACAAUUGAUAUUUUGCUUACCGGAGGUCGAGAUUCGGUUUGUCGGGUGUGGGAUAUACGCAGCAAGAUGCAAAUUCAUGCUCUUUCUGGUCAUGAUAAUACAGUUUGCUCAAUCUUCACACGACCUACGGAUCCACAAGUCAUAACAGGUUCUCAUGAUUCAACUAUAAAGUUCUGGGACCUUAGAUAUGGUAAAACAAUGGCAACUCUCACCCACCAUAAAAAAUCUGUACGGGCUAUGGCUCCACAUCCUAAGGAGGACUGUUUUGUAUCUGCAUCUGCUGAGAAUAUUAAGAAGUUUAAACUCCCAACAGGAGAGUUCAUGCACAACAUGCUCUCUCAACAGAAAACUAUUAUUAAUUCUGCAGCCGUCAAUGAGGAGGGUGUACUGGCCACAGCGGGUGAUAAUGGAAGUUUGUGGUUCUGGGACUGGAAGAGUGGUCAUAAUUUUCAACAAGCCCAAACCAUUGUUCAGCCUGGUUCACUGGAUAGUGAAGCAGGUAUAUAUGCAAUCACGUAUGAUUUAACUGGUUCAAGGCUGAUCACUUGUGAGGCAGACAAGACUAUCAAGAUGUGGAAAGAGGAUGAAACUGCAACCCCUGAAACUCAUCCCCUUCAUUUUAAGCCACCCAGAGAUAUACGGCGCUUCUAGUGUUUCUGCAGUGAUCUUUGGAUAUGUUUUCCGCCCUUUCUUAUUCGUCAUUGUGCUCACGAAAACAAUAAUGUUGAGAUGAUGUAUACUUGAUAUAACUGUUGCCUAUGAAUUCCUUGUCAGCUGCAUCUUACCACAUAGUUUCUAUCAUCUAAUUCAUCAAGUGUUGUAAUUAUCCGUGAGGAUUGCAAAUAUCUGGUAACUAGAGAUGGAUGUAUGGGAAUUUUUUUUAUAACAAGUUGGAAUAUUAAGAUU